AGUUAACGGUUGGUGACGUUCGACUAACUGCAAAGCCAAAUAUUUAUGCUGGGGUCGAGACAAGACAGGCAGUAGCGGAGCGGAUGUGAUCGGUACUACACAUGUGGCGGUGCGGAGGAUCCGCGAAGUUUUCAUGCAUAGUCUAGGCGCAUUCUUGAUGGAUGAAGGGGUUCCGCAGACUCUAAACCCUCAUCUACAGAGGGUUUUGAAGAGUUAUCAAACAGCGGCUAUAAGAAGUCUAAGCGGACCUAGUGGAUAUUCUAUUAUUAGUGAUUUGUCGAAAAUGAGUGCCGGUGACAUAGAGGAAUAUCGUAAAGCAAUGGCUAGCGUCAAGAAGAUACCGACUGACAAGGGCAUGGAUUAUGACCCAUUUCUAGCUCCUCCACCUUUUCCUAUACAACAAAUGCCGGUAUUCACCCCCGUAGAUACUUCUCGCAGUGACAAAUCCGAGACUAUUUUAGAAGGAGAAACAAUUGCUUGUUUUAUGGUCGGGGGAGAAAAAAGACUGUGUCUCCCUCAAAUUUUAAAUACAGUGUUGCGUGACUUUACCUUACAACAAAUAAACACCGUGUGUGACGAACUACACAUCUUCUGUUCGAGAUGUAAUCACGAGCAGUUAGAAACUCUGAAACUGACGGCUAUUUUACCAUUUACAGCUCCGAGUUGUGGACUUAUAACCAAAACGGACGCAGAAAGACUUUGUAAUGCUUUAUUACACGGUAGCCCCGAAAAAUACUCCGACCCCCCUUCGCCGAAUAGUUUUAAAGUUUAUCAUGAAUGUUUUGGAAAAUGUAAGGGGAUCUUUCACCCCGAACUUUAUGUCGAACCGGACGCAAAGUGUAUUCAAUGUGUCGACUGUAACGGACUCUUCAGUCCAUCGAAAUUCGUGUGUCAUUCUCACAAAGCUCUCGAAAAUCGAACCUGUCACUGGGGUUUCGAUUCGGCGAAUUGGAGGGCUUACCUUCUGUUAGCCAAAUACCAAGAGGGGCGAGAAAAGCUCCAAGAUGCCAUGGAACAUAUGAAAGCACGCUUUGACCCUGGCAACAAAUUUAAACGAAAACAGAGUCCUGAUAGUGAUAGUGUUUUACAGAAGCGAUUAAAGGGAGAGGUGUGUUUAUCUCCGGGAGAAGUAACGGCCUGGCAGGAUGCCACCGGUAUGCGAACUGUCUCAGCCUUCCAACCCUGGGCUCCUAAUGUUCUCAGUGCUAUUAAAGAUGGUAAACUUAUGCCGGCUCCUGCUAUUAUGCGAGAAGGGUUAACUGGUAUAUUACCGUCAUAUUUACAUACUGGUCCACCAGUUUUAUUACAUCCCGAAAGAGUUAUACCAUAUUCAGAAUCAGAAAGGUAUGAAAGACAUUUUACACCGAAUGUCUCAUUAGCACCUCCUGUAUCAAAACCAGAUAAAUCAGAUGACGAAACCGAAGGCAGUCCUAAAAGUAGCCAAGCAGGCAAGAGUGAAACAUGUAAAGUAUCGGCUAGUCUCAGUAAAUCGGAUUACCACGAGUACGAUCUUCCUACAGAUACUGAUGAUUCUUCAUUGGAACAAUCUUCACCAUCAGAUGUUGGCGAUGAAGUCUCAUUUCCUGAUAUUCCCCCGUUUGAAAGUACUCUGGAAGCAGAAAUCGAAAUGAUACGAAGAGUCUUGGAUGGAAAAAUACCCAACACCAAAGAAGCUAAAGAUAAUUUCCUCCAUGAAUAUUCCAAGCUACGUGUUCCACAAGAAGAAUUACUCAACACCAUCAAUCAAGCUAAACAAACUUUAACAAAGGAAUUAACUUCUCACAAGAAUCGUUUACGCGAAGAACUGGAGAAGAAAAAGUCCCUUCACAAAGAAAACAACCGUAUUCGUAUCGAAAGUGAAUGUAGGUUACAAGAGGCAGCAGAAGAAAAAGAAAGACUUCUAGCAGAAGUCAGAAGAAUGAAAGAACGGGAAGAAUCCGGGCUGAGUGAGAAAUACAUACAGAUGAAUAUGGAACUGGAAGGACGUCUGCAGCAUUUCAAAAGUCUCUACGACGAUCUGCAGGACGAAAACCGAAUUCUACGAGAAGAACUCAAGCGAUUGGGAAUAGACAUUGUGGAACUGUUGGCUCGAGAUAAAUCUAUUGUCAACGGCAAAUCCAAACACAUAGACAUUAAAUCUGAAAUGUCAUCCAAACUCUUACAAGAAGCUCUCAUGAAAGGUGAACUAUUUUUCCGAAGAGCCAAUCACAUGAAAAGAGAACGCGUCCAUCUGGUCGAGUGAUUGAAAAAAAAAACAAAAACAAAAACAAAAUGGAAGACCAUCGUGUUUGUUGGUUAUUGUUUUAUAAAUAAAUCUAGGCUGUGAUUGUUCUUACAAAUGGCUGAAAUAAGUCUUGUUAAACCCUGAAUGUUGUGUCCGCAAUUGUUGAAAACAUUAUUGAACGAAAAAAUUGGUCAGUUGAAGAAGCUUAUUUGUGUUAUGAAAUAUGAAU
Messenger RNA from Patella vulgata (common limpet), 2453 nucleotides. RefSeq names its product ski oncogene. The record is from RefSeq and is a predicted model, not a curated record. Gene Ontology annotation, biological process: negative regulation of BMP signaling pathway. Gene Ontology annotation, cellular component: nucleus. NCBI's taxonomy places the organism in Eukaryota, Metazoa, Mollusca, Gastropoda, Patellidae. Gene Ontology annotation, molecular function: RNA polymerase II cis-regulatory region sequence-specific DNA binding; DNA-binding transcription factor activity, RNA polymerase II-specific; SMAD binding. The coding region runs from base 134 to 2242 and encodes 702 amino acids. The transcript has 7 exons.